Molecule: messenger RNA, 10609 nt
Organism: Caretta caretta (loggerhead turtle)
Lineage: Eukaryota; Metazoa; Chordata; Testudines; Cheloniidae
Gene: GRID1
Product: glutamate ionotropic receptor delta type subunit 1
Biological process (GO): monoatomic ion transport
Cellular component (GO): membrane
Molecular function (GO): signaling receptor activity; ligand-gated monoatomic ion channel activity
Source: RefSeq, a predicted model, not a curated record
ACACGGAGUGGUGAGGAGCUGCUGCUGAAGUCUCUGCCCUGCUGCUGCUUCCUCGCAGACACCCAGGAUCUAUCCAUCUGCACACAUUUUUAGCCCCCACCUUUUUCUUGCUGUCGUCCCCCUGCUUCCCCGUUCUCUCCAUCGUCUCAAUCUUGGAAAAUCCUUGGGGUUUCGGGGUCUGGGAUUUUUUGAUUUUUUUUUAAUCUGGGUACCUUUCCCCCCUUCUUCUUUUCCCCCAUCUCUGUCUCUCCAUCAAAUCCGGGCUGAUGUGCUCCGCGAGAGGCUGGAAAUGGAAGUGGUGAUGAUCUGGCUUUUCCCCUGGAUAUUUCAGUGCGUUUCAGUGCGGGCGGACUCCAUCAUCCACAUUGGUGCCAUUUUUGAAGGAAAUGCUGCCAAGGACGACGAAGUCUUCAAGCAGGCGGUGUCCGAUCUGAACCUCAAUGACGACAUUUUACAGAGCGAGAAAAUCACGUACUCCAUCAAGCUCAUAGAGGCCAACAACCCCUUCCAUGCGGUGCAGGAAGCCUGUGACCUGAUGACCCUGGGAAUCUUAGCCUUAGUGACAUCCACUGGUUGUGCCUCAGCCAAUGCCCUGCAGUCCCUGACAGAUGCCAUGCACAUUCCACACCUCUUUGUACAGCGCAACUCGGGAGGUUCCCCGCGCACUGCUUGCCACCUAAAUCCUAGUCUUGAGGAGGAAGAAUACACACUAGCAGCCAGACCGCCUGUCCGCCUCAAUGACGUUAUGCUGAAACUCGUCACCGAACUUCGAUGGCAAAAAUUCAUAGUAUUUUAUGACAGCGAUUACGAUAUUCGUGGGCUGCAAGGAUUUCUGGACCAGGCCUCUAGACUGGGACUUGAUGUAUCUUUACAAAAGGUGGACAGAAACAUCAGCAGAGUUUUUGCCAGCCUUUUUACUACCAUGAAAACUGAAGAGUUGAAUCGCUACCGUGACACAUUACGAAGAGCAAUCUUACUUCUAAGCCCCAGGGGAGCCCAAACUUUCAUCAAUGAGGCUGUGGAAACCAACCUUGCUUCAAAGGAUAGUCACUGGGUCUUUGUAAAUGAGGAAAUCAGUGAUAAUGAAAUAUUAGAACUGGUACACAGUGCUCUCGGGAGGAUGACAGUUAUCCGGCAAAUCUUCCCUCUGUCAAGAGACAACAAUCAGAGAUGCAUGAGAAAUAAUCAUAGAAUAUCUUCACUGCUCUGUGAUCCACAAGAAGGCUAUCUGCAGAUGCUGCAGGUCUCUAACCUCUAUCUAUAUGACAGCGUGCUCAUGUUGGCCAAUGCCUUCCAUAGAAAGCUGGAAGACAGGAAAUGGCACAGCAUGGCAAGUUUGAACUGCAUGAGGAAAUCCACCAAACCUUGGAAUGGAGGUCGAUCCAUGUUGGAGACUAUUAAGAAGGGCCAUAUAACUGGGCUCACUGGCGUUAUGGAAUUUAGAGAAGACGGCUCCAACCCCUAUGUCCAGUUUGAAAUACUGGGCACCAGCUAUAGUGAAACAUUUGGCAAAGAUGUGCGGAGGUUGGCAACAUGGGACUCUGAAAAGGGACUGAAUGGCAGCCUACAAGAACGGCGUCUGGGCAGUGAUUUGCAAGGACUGACACUGAAAGUGGUGACUGUCUUGGAAGAGCCUUUUGUGAUGGUGGCAGAGAACAUACUUGGGCAACCGAAGCGCUAUAAAGGAUUUUCCAUUGAUGUCCUGGAUGCACUUGCCAAGAAUCUGGGCUUCAAGUAUGAGAUUUAUCAAUCUCCUGAUGGCAAGUAUGGACACCAGCUCCAUAACAGCUCUUGGAACGGCAUGAUUGGAGAACUUAUUAACAAGAGAGCAGAUAUGGCAAUCUCGGCUAUCACUAUAACACCGGAACGGGAAAGUGUUGUGGACUUCAGCAAGCGGUACAUGGAUUAUUCAGUGGGGAUUCUAAUCAAGAAGCCUGAAGAGAAAAUCAGCAUCUUCUCUCUCUUUGCUCCCUUUGAUUUUGCGGUUUGGGCCUGCAUUGCAGCUGCCAUCCCUGUAGUUGGUGUCUUGAUAUUUGUUUUAAACCGUAUCCAGGCAGUCAGAGCACAGAAUUCUUCACAUCCCAGUCCCUCUGCUUCCUCCACGCUUCACAGUGCCAUUUGGAUUGUGUAUGGGGCCUUUGUUCAGCAAGGUGGUGAAUCUGCUAUCAAUUCUGUGGCUAUGCGCAUUGUGAUGGGAAGUUGGUGGCUCUUUACCCUUAUUGUGUGUUCAUCCUACACAGCUAAUUUAGCAGCAUUUCUCACAGUAUCAAGGAUGGAUAAUCCUAUAAGAACAUUUCAAGAUCUGUCCAAACAAAUGGAUAUGUCUUACGGUACCGUCAGGGAUUCAGCAGUGUAUGAAUACUUCAAAGCAAAAGGGACAAACCCUUUGGAACAGGAUAACACAUUUGCUGAACUGUGGAGGACAAUCAGUAAAAAUAAUGGGGCAGAUAACUGUGUAUCGAACCCUUCAGAAGGCAUCAGGAAGGCAAAGAAAGGCAACUAUGCUUUUUUGUGGGAUGUAACAGUUGUGGAAUAUGCAGCCUUGACAGAUGAUGAGUGUUCUGUGACCGUCAUUGGAAACCGCAUCAGUAGUAAAGGGUAUGGGAUCGCACUCCAGCAUGGCAGCCCCUACAGGGAUCUCUUCUCCCAAAGGAUCUUAGAAUUACAAGACACUGGAGACUUGGAUGUACUCAAACAGAAAUGGUGGCCGCGGAUGGGACGUUGUGACCUGAACAGCCACACCAAUGCACAGACAGAUGGCAAGGCACUGAAGCUUCACAGUUUUGCAGGCGUCUUCUGCAUUUUAGCAGUAGGCCUUCUUCUUGCGUGUUUGGUGGCAGCGCUGGAGUUGUGGUGGAACAGCAACCGUUGUCAUCAAGAAACUCCAAAAGAGAGCAGUUACAGCAUGGGCAGCAGCAGUGCAAACUUCCCUACGUUGUCCCACCAAUGUGCCUCAACCCUGACCUGGAGAGACCAGCUUUAGGGGUAAGAGAGUAGCUGAGACACCAUGCCCUUGGCCUCUCUGCUAAGACUGAUAGCAAGGAUACUAAUUGGCACCAACUGAUGUUUUUGUGAUUUGGAUCCUUGUCUAGUGGGCUGUGACCCAGCUCAUUCAACAUAACUGCCAUCAGAUGGCAACAAUUUUUGGUUACAACCAAUCUAGAUCAAAUUGGAGCAGGUGACUUAGUGAUUAAAAGUUAAUGAUCCCAUUAUUAAUACAUUACGCUAGGCAGCCACCAACACUGUUUAACAACUUUACUUUUGGAACCUUUAAAAAAAAUUAAUGACUUUUCUGAGCAAAUGCCUUUCAUAUAAAAUAUUUUACCUAGAACAAUACCAUUUGGAAUGACUUGUUUGCAAAAAUUUUCUUGCAACAGUACAAACUAACUAAUAGUAACAUUAUGGUAGACUAAACAGUCCAUAUGCAGAGCUAUCUUGCAUGAAGCAUGUAUUUAUUUGCAUCAAUUAAAAAGUGUAACAAGCUAACCUCUGGGAAUUUUUUAAACAUUGAGACACUUGCAGAUUCUUACAUUUUGAACAGAUAUUUGUUACAGGCAAGCUGUAUCACUGCUGGAAAAGAAUACAAAGCCCAUCAAUUCCAAUCUUAAUUUCUAGGAGUAUUACAAUAAUUGACACGCCUACCACACAUAAACAAUUGUGGCAUAUGGAAUCUGAAAAUAUAUGUUGCAGUCUGUAAUGUUAUCAAAUAUUUGUCACUAAGAUUCCAUUCUCUGUGUUCCCUCUUCACCCAUUUUAAUUCAUCCGCAAAGUGUUCAGUGAUAAACAUCCAUAUCAUGCUUGUGGGACAAACCUGUGAAGUCACUUGCACACAACUCCACGAUGUAUAUUGCUGAAAGGGAGCCUUUUGAUAAUGGAAAUUUUGUAUCCAUUUUGCUUAGCACAGUAUAGCAUUUGGAGAGCAUACACAGUGAGGACAAAUAGCUUUGCCUAUAAAGACAGAUGCAUUUAUAUUUUUGAUGCACGGCUUUAGCCUUUCCCUUAGUACACUGUAGACCUCAUCCCCACUAGAACUGUGGAGGGCUACUCCACAAUAAGGCCCAUACCCUGUAAGGGAGCUCUAUGCAGGGGGACCUCCUCACCUUUGCAGAAUACCUUGCAGGAUCAUGGACAAAGGUGGUAACUAUUCAAAGUCCACUAAUAUUAGCCAUAUUUGGGUGUGAUGUACUCUGGGUGUAUUCUCCUUUCAAUGCUCAGGGAGUCCAAUGCAUACAUCUUUGCAGACUUAAAUGAGCAUAUACCCAAAAAUCAGAGACAAAAACAGAAAAGGUAAAGUAAGCGUUAGAUAAGGUCAGUCACUGAUUUAGUUCAAGAUAUCCCAAGCUCUAUUUUAUUUCUAUUUCCCAUUCCUUGGGGAAGGAUCUGUGUCUCUUAUCUUUAAUGUUCUGCUUCCUUUGCUCCUGCUUCACCUUAUUUUCUUUUUCUUUUUCUGUGUCUAACUGGAAUUCUUACAGCUUUCAUCAUUCCCCUAUCCCACUUUUCUUAAUCAGAAAUACAAUGCUUUAGGCUUUUACUGUUCUAAAUUAUGGCCGCCCUUAACUUUCUUUCUUGGAAUGCUCAGGGUCUUAACAUUCCCACAUAAAAAUCUCUAAAAUACUUCAGCAGACUCAAAGAACAGAUGGAUGUAUGGUACAGCUUUACUCCAGGAAGAUCACUCAUCUGUGGGAAUAAGCAGAUGUGUGGGAGUAAGUGGUUUCAAGUCUGAGCCAAAAGCACUUCCAAGGUAGAGGUAAACAAGACAAAUUAAACUAAGACAAGACACAGGAGAACAGGUCAAGAAAGUGAGGGUGUGUGUGGAGAGACUGGGAAAGGGAACAAGGAGGGUGCAGUCCUGCAAGAAGCUGGUUUUAAUUUUAGCAGAGAGAGGGUACUGCAUGGACAAAAUGUGGGAGACUUUUCCAGAUGCAGGUGGCAGAAUGGAUGAAGGUACAAAGUUGAGAAUGGGAGAAGGAGAUGAAGGAAUCAGUAAUGAAAGGUCUUGGAGAAGUAUAAGGAGCAGGCAUGAGGUAGAAGGAAAUGAAAAUAGUGAUUAUGUAAGGCCCUAAGAAGAGUACAAGGAGCUUGAAUUUAAUGAAAUAAAAUGCAGGAAGCCAGUAAAGUGGUUCAAGGAGAUGGCAUAAAAAGGUCAGAGCAACCAGAGAGGAAGAUGACUUUAGCAGGCACUCAGAUACCAUACUUCUCAUUAUUGUAUAAAUUCCCAGAUGGAUUAGGUAGAAGGAGCAUUUGGAUGCACUAGAAGGUGAAGUGAGAAAUAGGAUUGAUGAAGAGGUGUAGGUUCCUGUAGUCAAGGUGAGAAAUGUCCACCAAGGAUGCAAGUGCAAGUAGUUGGGAUAUUGAAAAGAGAAUAUUCUGAUAAUGUUAAAUAGAAAAAUGUUUCAGCGUUAUGAAGGGACAGGAUAUGGGGGAGGAGGAGAAAGAGCAUUUCUAUGGUGCCAAUCACUGUAAAGUAUAAACACAUAGAUUACAGAAAACAGUGAAAUCUGUCCCACUGGUGCAGUCAAUAUACCAUCCAAUUCUGUAGUUUAAUUAACGGCUUCUAACUUUGAACACACUGCUGGAUUUUUCUUCUCUUCUGCUUUUUGGAAGGCUUUGGCAAAGACAUGUGACUUGCAAUGUGAGCUGAAAAUGGUGAGAGUUAGAUUUUUCUGGAUCACCCUUGGAAGAGUGUUCCAGAGUCUCGUAUGAGCGUAAGUACACACAAAUGGUCAUACUGGGUCAGACCGAUGGUCCAGCUAGGCCAGUAUCCUGUCUUCUGACAGUGCCCAAUGCCAGAGGCUUCUGUGGUAAUGAACAGAAGAGGGCAAUUACGAAGUGAUCCAUCUCCUGUCAUCCAGUCCCAACAUCUUGCAGUCAGAGGCCUAGGGACCCCCUGUGCAUGGCCACUGAUGGACUUAUCUUCCAUAAAUGUAUCUAAUUCUUUUUUGAAUUCAGUAUUAGUUUUGGCUUUCACAACAUACAGAGGCAACGAGUUCCACAGGUUGACUAUGCUAUGUGUGAAGAAGUACUUCCUUUUAAACCAGUAAAAUAAAGAGUGAAAAAUCCGAACUAAUGACCGCUUUGGACUUUCAGUUAGACUAUUCUCUAUCCCUUUUGAAAAACAGAGCAGUUGAAGAGGGUUAGUCUCUGGUUCCCUGAAGAUUAUACUUGGCUCUGCUAGCCAUAGGGUACUGGGCAAUGAGUUUCCCUGGCUUGUCAAACAAAAGAGGCAAUCCUUUGGAUAGUAUGACCGUAUCUCAUUAAUGGGUUUGUAAAUCAGUUCUAGACACUUGUAGUGAAUCCAGGAUUAAAUCAGUUCUUGUUGAAAAGCACUGGCAUAACAUGAAUGGUAUGAUCCACUCAGUAGACGGAACUCUACACCAACUCCUGCUUCUUUGUGAACUUCUUAUCUUGGCCCAGGAAGAGGGAAAUAUUCUAAAGGUGACAAGUGCACAAACCACUUUUGCUAAUUCACCAGAGGAAUGGAUGGAGUCUUCUUACUACCUGGAGAGGGGAGAGAUCACUUUUAGUAACUGCUGCAGUUUGUGCUUCCAGAGUCAGUACCGAGUCCAGCAUGACCCGAAGGCUGUGUGUUAUCUUGACUUCAGCUGAGGAUGAAGUACUGAUAUUUGCCAGUUCCUCAAAGCAUUUUCCUCUUCCACUUAGAAUCACAUUGGUGUUUUCUGGGUCAGGUGAGCCCGUUGUUCUUCAUGUACAUUGGAGCAAUCAAGUACUCAGAUAUUUAAAUGGUAUAAAUUAUUAUAGAGAGAAGGUGGGUUAAGUAAUACCUUUUAGUGGACCAACUUCUGCUGGUGAGAGGGACAAGCUUUUGAGCUUUCACAGAGCUCUUCUUCAGGUCACCUUGUCUCUCUAAUAUCUGGGAACCAACAUGACUACAACACAGCAUACAUAAAUAAUUAAUGUACUGGUAACACAAACUGGUUUGUGGAAAGGAAGACUUGCCUAUGAUGAUAUUAGAAAAAAAAUUAUAUUUGCACCACAAUGCCAGAAUCUUCCAGUAGGAUGCACAUUUAUUGUCUAUUAAUGCUCAAAAGACAUUUAGAAACAUUUAAAUGGCCUUGAUUACUUCUAACUUUGGGGAAAUUAUAUUUGAUCUUCCUUCAGUGACUAGAUUUUCUACAAUUUAUAGACAAUCUCUUCUAACUUUGACUAGAUUUUCUGCAAUGUAUUGUUCCAAUUAUUUUCAGUGGCCAGUCCUCUGAUCCUGGUCAUGAAUAUCAGAGCACUUCCACAAAUCUUCAGAUGCAUCAUAACUUGGCCCAUUAAACAGAAGUGUGUAUUUUGCACCAGUGAUAUUAGGCUGUUUCUUACUGAUCCACAAUAGUUUAUACGUAAUAUUUUGGAUACUAAUAUUGUCUUUAGAAGCUUUUUAGUCAGUAAAAUGAGUGAAAAAUCCAAACUAAUGACCAUUUUGGACUUUAAACUAGAUUAUUCUCUGUCCCUUUUGAAUAACUGAGCAAGUAAUGUAUUGGUCCCCGACCUCUAAAGUGUGUCUGUCAGUGUGGUCUACAUUAUAAAUUAAUCACUUGCAUAUAUUGAAAACAGAGUCUCUCUCUCAUAGUAAAAGAAAUUCAGAAAAUGAAUAGUGUCUCUGUGAUGGGGUCCCCAGGGUGCCACCUGGCUUUUGGGACUGUUGAGCCCUCCAAACCCACCAACCUGGGUUGGCCCUCACACUGUGAUGCUAAUGUCAAGUUGCAAAACCUUGACAGGCACUGCCCUUUACACAGACAUACACAGGCAUGGACACCCCCAACUUUGAUACAUGAAUGAUUUCCCAGUCACUCAUGAACCAUUAACAGGGAAGCUGCAGUCAAUUCCCCCCAGCUCCCCAGCCUCGCACCCCAGAACUGUACUGUCUUGCACUGGGUCAGAAGCCUGACCAGUGUAAUUUCGUUAUUUAGUUCACCACUUCUUCAUAGGAAAGUGGAUGUGCACCAGCCUUUGUAACCUGAGCUGAGAUUUCCUAAGCACUUUACACAAACUCACUUAUAAGGAUACAACAUUAAAAUAUGUUUAUUAAAUACAGAAAGAUAGCUUUUAAGUGAUUAUAAGGGGUAGGCAUAAUGGUCAAAGAUAGUUAACUUAAGAAAAUAAAAAGUAAACAUGUUUGCUAAAUCCUAAACUUUUAGUCUAACCAAGAGUUGAAUCAAGCAGCUUUUCUCAUCCUGACAGAUGGCACAAGCAGGUUUCAGUUCCCCAAUACACAGGCUGAACUCCCUUUCCAGCCUGGAACCAAACUUUCUUAGUUUAAAGCUUUUGUCUUCCAGAUGUGUUCCCAGAUGUUGAGAUGGGUGGAAGGGGUGGAGACAGGCCAAGUGAUGAUAUCACUUUCCUUCUUUUAUACUGUCUUCCAGCUUGCUGGAAAGAUCCUUGUUGUCACAUGGGGAUCAGGCAGUCGCCAUUGGUCAAGCAGUCUCCAUUGCAUACGUGAUCUCUCUGAGAAGUCUCUGGGAUAGUGGAUUCUUUUCUUGAUGGGUGUUGAUGGGCCAUUGACACUGUCUGGCUGUUGCUGGCUACUCCUUUCUUGUAACUCCUUUGUUGUAACUUUGUUGUUGUGGGUGUUCCCAACUUCACAACACAUUACAGUAACACAUAUAGCAAUACUUCAUAACUUCACGUACAAUGAUAGUACAUACAAUCAAAAGGAUAUUAAUGUUCAGCAGAUCAAGACUUUUGAAAUGAUACCUCAAAAGGUAUACUUUCUACAAAAAUAUCAUAAUAUCACAGUGGUGAAUAUGGUGGUUCCAGGGUGCUAAUUUGAGGUACAGAGGGUCAGAGCAUCCUAAGUCCAGUAACCUUUUAGUACAAUUGCUGCUCAUGUCUUUCACAAGCUCAACAAACGAAUAUAAUUUGGGUCAGUCAAUUUGUGAGGGCUUUCCCACAACACCGAGUCUUGGCUAUUUUUCAAUUUAUUUGACAGUCUGAAAGAUGGUUUCCAAAUGCUCACUGCCAUUAUGACCCAACAUGGCUGCUAACUGUAAUAGACUUAGCAGGCUCCAUCGAUACUUUAUCAGCUAUGUCUUUCUGCCCUCAGCUAUCCCCCCAGAAGAACAAUUCUCUUGUGCUAUCCUCAAAGUCAUCAAGCCAUUGUAGCCCCCCCUCCCUUUUUUCCAUAUCGAAUGUUACACUCUAUAUAACUAAAACUUUGAAACUGAGAAGAAUAAAAAAGUCAACCAUGGAAAUCCUGUAAAAUUCUCUGUGUGUGCCAUCUAAUCCCAGAAAACAAAUUAUGUGACAUCUUCACAUUAAGGAGAAUUAGCAACUUUAGACUAAUCAUUGACUUUCUUCAGCUAUUUACAGAAUGAUUCCUUUGCCAAGAACUGAAAUGUAUUGCAUCACUUAUAGAAGAUAAGAUUGACACAUUGGCCGUUAAGCCACAUCUUGCCACUAUUACAACUUGCUCAUCAAAUUUCUCUUUCGAUCUUUCCUUAUCUAGAAUGAAGUGGACUAUAAAACAUAAAUGUAUUUAAUCUGAAGAGACUGGAACAUGACACAAAUCACAGUUAUAAUGCUGGUGUACAUGGAACUUUAAUGUCCUGCUAGCUAGGAAAUUACGUCAUUUUCAUCUUACUCAAUUGCAAUUAGAUAUUGCAUCAUCUCUCUCCUUUAAGGACCCUAAGGAUCUUUCAUACCAUAUAUUUGCAAUUCUUUAACUAUCACAGUGUGAAUUAAAGCUGCUUGGUUUAUAAUUUCUCAUCGUUUUAAUCAGCCAGUGUAAAAUCAUUCUACCGAGCAGUCUUUUUCUUUCUCCUGUCCUCAGUGUUCUCCUUCUCCUCUAUUUUUCAGAUUAAGGAGGCCGACAUCUAAUGCUCUGUCCACAGCAGGAACAGAAUUAUACUAACUGACUCAUAUAUUUGUAACAGCAUCAUGUCAUCAUUACUGCUUUCACUCUGUUUUCAACAAAAUAACUUCAAUAGAUACUAUUGCAACCCCACAAGUCAUCACUCUGCAAAACUUUCUAACUGUGCAGGAUUGAGGAAGGUGAUGAAAUUGCCCUGAAAUAGUCACAAGUAAUUUGGUCUGUGGAGAGGGGAUAACAAAAAACAACAACCUAUCUCUCUGGACUGGGAUGCACAGCCUUAUAUCUUCUGCCUUAAGUUUCCCUAUAGUGCAUCAUAUAUCUCUGCUGGAUGAGGACACACCUAUUUUAACCUACCUCAAAAAAUCUGCACUUACAGCUUUAGCUUUUUAGUCUUUCUCUUUGGAAUUGGUAAACUGAAACCCACUGUAUCUCGGAAAUAGAAAUAUGAGAUUAUUAAUAUGAUCAUAAUGGGUCAAAGAUGAUUACUGCUGAGAAUUCUAAUCAGGAUCAAGUUUACCUCGCCUCAGAUCUCCAACAAGAUAUUAUUUCAUAGGUCCUGGCACAUUUUCCGUAUGGUGUCAGCCACCUUUUUGGUUAUUAAAGGUUCUUAUACUUACACCAAUUUUUCUCUUCCUUUAUUCUUUCCUGUUCGUACCUUUCUUUUCUUCUCCACUUGCCUUCUUUCUGCUGCUAUCUUUUUUCUCUGACUAUUUGAUUCCCCCUUGGGACAGUUACUUCUGAUGGUGAAAGAAAACACAAGAUCAUUGAACUGACAUUUUAUUUUCCCUUCAU